AACAACCUGCACAAGAAGAAGAUCAUGAUUGUUGUGCACACUGGUGCAUCUAAUGCUGCAUCUCCACUGUUCAGCCUGUUACCUCGUGAUAAUGCUAUCAUACCAGGUGUAUUUCGCCGUGCCCUUUAUCUCGGCUCGGUUCUGUUUUGAUACCGUACCAUUUCUGGUUACGUGUUUUAUCGCAUGUUCACUAGCAGGUCUAAUUAUUUUUCUUUGAUAUGUACAUACGUCACGAUUUACUCC
Molecule: messenger RNA, 243 nt
Organism: Suillus discolor
Lineage: Eukaryota; Fungi; Basidiomycota; Agaricomycetes; Boletales; Suillaceae
Exons: 1
Coding region: 53-217 (54 amino acids)
Source: RefSeq, a predicted model, not a curated record